CGCUUUGCAGCGCUGGCAGCAGCUCACGGGCCAACCGGCAGCGUCUACGGCGACCAGACACUUCUUUGCCAUGCCGGGCAACAUGGAGUCGCAAGUGGACGUGUCCAAGGAUGACGAGAAGGAGUACGAGGACAGCUACUGCCCGGACGUGGAGGAGGAGGGCUCGCGCCUGUGCGAGUCGCAUGCACGACCAGACCUUCAAGAGGGGGCCCGCCGUGACUGUGCUUCAUCCGCAUCCUGGGAUUUGCUCUCGACUCCCUCGGAAUUCGUGGACAUCGGCAACGAGACGAUUCAGAUGAUUGAACAGGCGAAGGCUCGGAUCAUGGAUGACCCGGACCCAGAGGCAACUCUUGUCGAACCGCAGUCCAACAGCGAGCAGAUCGACUCAGGAACCAAGUCCGCUGGAUUGAAGUGGUUUGUGGGGCCGGUGUUCGAGCGAUACGAUGAGGCACGACAGGUAUUUCUAGAGGCGACCCAAAUCGAUGGUAAGGAGUGCCUAUUGAUCGAUCCAGGUGCGUAUGACAAUUUGGUGGGUGACAGAUGGGUUAUGCGAAUGGGAGCUCUGGCAAAACGGGCAUGCUUGGAACCGACGCAACAUCUGAUGGAUCAAUCGAUCGGGGUUGAAGGAGUCGGUACCAAUGCUCAGAUCGCCAAGGAUGAGGUGACGAUGCCAGGCGCAGACAAGGACGAGCGAGGUAAGGUGCAUCAGAUAAGCUACAAGGCCCCAGUGGUUCCUGAUUCAGAUAUUCCCGCUCUCUGGGGAAAGCGUAGUCUGAAGCACAACAGAGCGGUGGUCGACAUGAUCAACAACAAAUUGUACCAGUGUGGCCCUGGAAGAGUACAGUUCACGCCACCGCCGGGGACGCUCACCUUCAAUCUUGAGGACUCGCGAUCAGGACAUUUGCUGUUGCCUAUCUCGCAUUUCUUCGGCAACGGUAAGGAUAAGAAGGUGCGCGCGAAGCAGGGGCCAGCCACUUGGCAUGCGAGUGCGCCCGCAGUCACCCGGCCCAUGAUCAAAGAUAAGGCGAAGGAGGACGAGGCAGACUUGCCGACGCAUGAGCCGACGCCGGACCCAGAGAUCAUAGCGAUAGACGAGGACAAUGGCCAUCCGAUCCGCACGAAGUUGCUGAGUCAGGCCAACAUCACCUACACCCGCCUAAGAUAUCGGAUGACAGAUCAUCGAUGGUGCAGUUACCUGACGUCGGGCAAGGACAUGGCCCCGACAACCAGCCAGAGAUUCUUCUCCAACCUGGGCUUGCUUCCCGACUCGUGCAGCUGCGGCCGGAAGAGCUCAGGUCACCGCAGAUCGACAGGGUUGGAGCACGUUCAGCUUGAAGGUCAGUUUCUGACCGCCUUCUGGCAGAACCGACUUCGAGACAAGCUGUUCGAUGCGGUUCGAGGAGAAGUACGCGACGACACUGACACUCAACGAGAGGCACGAUAUCCGCAGACGGGGCCGGAUGAGCCCGUUGACUCCCACAUGGUGGCGACGAAGUCAAAGACAGUCAGCUUCUAUCCGACCGACUCUGCCAAGGCCUACAAGGAGAAGCUGAAGUCCCGGAAGGCCCAGGGGCACGCACCGAAGAAGAAGGUCAAGCGGAUUCUAGAUCCCGAAGUCAUGGAUGACUGUGGCGAGGACCUCGGAGAGCUCAACUAUCUACGGAACGAGGAGGUGUGCUGGUGGGAGAUGCCGGGCAACGAGGUGGAGGAUUACUAUCUGGAACCCAGCGAGUUCAAGACGGAAAUGGAGCUUUACCAAUAUCUGAAGGAGGAGCGACCCUUUGUGUUGGUGAUGGCUCCUCAAUGUACUGGCACAGCUGGAUGGUGCACGGUCAACGAGUCGAUCGGCAGCGAGGUGCACCGUCGCAAUGCGGAGGUCUCUUUCAGGCUGGGACAGAUUUGUGCGAAGGCGGCUCACAUUCAGCUAGACGGAGGACGCCGCUACGUGAAUGAGUUGCCGAGGGGAAGCUGUAUUUAUCGAACUCCAGAAUGGAUGGGCCUGGCCAGGAAUAAUCUCACAUGGGUUCAGUUCAACAUGUGCAUGCUGGGGCUCGUCAACUCGAAGAAGGAGCCUUUGAAUAAGCCGGAGGAGGUAUGGGCGAGUCACGAGCACAUGCGCGGGAUCCGCGAGUACCGGCAGCACGAGCUGCGGGUGCCGGUCAUCGAGUACAUCCCCGAGCAAGUGCUGCUCCUGCCGCCGCCGGGGAAGGAGAUGAUGACGUGCGACCUCAUCCUGAAGCUGGACCCUCGGGAGCGGCCCCGGCUGCAGCAGCGGAGGAAGCCGUUCUUCCUGUUGGAGAACCGGGACAUCCGGCCCGGGCAAGCGGAGACGAGGUGGCACUGA
Prorocentrum cordatum is the source of this 2344-nucleotide messenger RNA. Lineage: Eukaryota; Dinophyceae; Prorocentrales; Prorocentraceae. The record is from the annotation of a GenBank genome assembly.